This is a messenger RNA of Haemonchus placei, 1642 nucleotides long. Lineage: Eukaryota; Metazoa; Nematoda; Chromadorea; Rhabditida; Trichostrongylidae. The record is from the annotation of a GenBank genome assembly.
CGCUAAAUAAGUUUUCACGAGAAUUAGCUCUCUAUCCCUAGGGAAUGAAAAUAUGAAGGAACAUUUUUAGGAGGCUGUCUUACUAAAACGUGGUGUCGGAUUGUGCAGAUGGGAGUUCAAGCAUGCUAACGUCCAAGUAGGAAGACUAUUGGGAAGAGGAGCUUAUGGUGAAGUCAGAAAAGGAACAGUCAUACGGAAGAAUGGACAGAUCGUGAACGUUGCUGUCAAGACGGAGGCUGUCUUACUAAAACGUGGUGUCGGAUUGUGCAGAUGGGAGUUCAAGCAUGCUAACGUCCAAGUAGGAAGACUAUUGGGAAGAGGAGCUUAUGGUGAAGUCAGGAAAGGAACUGUCAUACGGAAGAAUGGACAGAUCGUGAACGUUGCUGUCAAGACGUUAAUACGAGAAAUCAUGAAAGAAGCACGAAUAAUGCGCGACCUUCAUCACAUAAACGUUGUCAACAUGAUUGGUGUUGUACUGGUCGACCAUCCCAUUUACAUCUUGUUGGAAUAUGUCUCAGGUGGAGCUCUUGAUGUAUAUCUAAGAAGAAAACAUGCAAGAAUCGGCAGAAUGGAGAGAUUUUCAAUCAUGUUGGGAGUUGCAUCAGGAAUGGAUUAUAUUCAUAAGGCAAACAUCAUCCACAGAGAUCUUGCUGCUAGGAAUUGCCUUUACGAUCGGACUCACACGGUUAAAAUCUCGGACUUUGGUCUUUCGAGACCAGGAGCACAGUACAAAAUGAAAACAGCACAAAAGAUGCCCAUCAAAUGGAUGGCACCUGAAAGUAUACUAACCUUUACUUUCACGCGGAAGACUGAUAUUUACACUUAUGGGGUUUUAAUAUAUGAAAUAUUCGCUGGUAUUGGUCCAUAUGAUGAUAUGAGGAAUAGUGUUGUGAAGAAGAUGAUAAAGUCGGACAUAGAAAAGAUAAUUUCUGCACAUCCAGAAAAAGAUCUAGUAGAUGAUCACGCUACGCAAGCGGUGAGCGAAGGAAAAACAACUGCGACGAUUGAAAUUGACGUGGCCUGCGAUCCUAAAGUUGGCCCUACUCCGUCACCUUCCAAUGAAAGGCUGAAAGGAACAGCUGAAAGCGUCCUAACAAUCGAUGCUGGAGUGAAGAAGGAAAUGGCUUCAAUAACUAGCCAAGAUCAAAAAAGUAUGAUAGUAGGUCCAGUUACACCCGCCCCCAUCGUCGAAAACAAAACUAUGGAGGACGUAGUAGGUCCUGAGUCUGAAGAGAAAAAAGGAGUUAUCACAAAGCCUAAAAUAUCUAGUAAGGAAUCACCACAGAAAAGUGGAUCAGACGUCGGUUCUCCCUCGACAGCAACGAAAGAGGGGACUAAAGCUCCGAAAACAACGAAAGAAGGGACUACAGCUCCGAAAACUAGCAAGGAAUCACCUUCAAAGGGUGACAAGGAUAAGGAUAUCGCCAAGAAAGUAGAUGUGCCGAUGACGACACAAAUUGAUCUCGAUUCCCGUCGUGAGAAAGACGAUUUUAAAGAUGUGGAAAUCAGAACAAAACCAGUGUUCGGUAGAAGGUCAAAACUUGGUGAGCCUUUUCGUCAGAGUAGUAGACAAGAACUUCAUGGAACACUUAGUGUACCUUCAUUUCAUCGCAUCUUGAAAGAACCCCAAAAAAGGUUUUAA